AUGACAAGGCUUUGUGUGUCUGAUGAAUCCCAUGCACUUGGCAAUAACAUGUUAGCUCAAAAGAUUAUUGAGCAGGAAACACCUGCUAAUAAGGCGCACCAAGCAGCCCGAGAAUUGAGACAUACAAUUGAGGGGAAACUUUUUCAACGUGUGUUAGAUGAUGUUUGGAAUAUUAAGGAUCGUAGGGAAUGGCUUAAAUUAGAAAACUUGUUCAGGGCUAGAAGAAAAGGGAGUAUGAUCGUUGUCACUACAAGCAGUAUGGAAGUGGCAGAUACAAUGGGCACGCAUCCGCCUCUUUCCUUGAAAGAUUUGCAUGAAGGUAACUCUUGGGAGCUAUGUUGUAGAGUGGUUUUUGGGGAUGGGAAAGGAUAUUGUGAGAAAAUAUGCAGGAGUUCCACUUGCAAUAAGAACCAUUGGUAUCCUAUUGUUCAACAGAGUUAG
Molecule: messenger RNA, 441 nt
Organism: Neltuma alba
Lineage: Eukaryota; Viridiplantae; Streptophyta; Magnoliopsida; Fabales; Fabaceae
Product: putative disease resistance RPP13-like protein 1
Exons: 1
Coding region: 1-441 (146 amino acids)
Molecular function (GO): ADP binding
Source: RefSeq, a predicted model, not a curated record